CGCGCUGUGGAAAACAUGCGGCUCGGGGGACCCCCCCGCAACCCCGACCCGGGGUCGAGCACUCGGGGAGGUGCCGGCCACGUACAAUUUGGCAACUGUCACCAGAACCGGGCCAAGAACGUAAGACCCCCAUCUCCUAGACCCGCCGCGCCUUCAGGGGCUUGGGGCCACUGCAGGCCGAGGCGCUGCGACUCUCCCAGGGGAGACAGGCCGCCUGCCCUCCCCCGCUGCGAAGGCCGCCUUUGGCUGGGCGCUCGGCCGCCCUGCCCCGAAAGCCGCGGCCCCGCCUCGCGAAGUCCCAUCACCUCCUCAGUCGAGAGAAGCCACGCCUCUCCGGAGAGAUGCCUCGCCUUCCCUGUGGAGAGAGGCCAUGCCUCCCCCGAGAGAAGCCGCGCCUCCACGGUCGACAGAGGCCACGCCUCUCCGGAGAGAAGCCGCGCCUCCCCCGAUAGAGGCCACGCCUCCCCGGAGAGAAGCCGCGCCUCCCCCGACAGAGGCCACGCCUCCCCGGAGAGAAGCCGCGCCUCCCCUGACAGAGGCCACGCCUCCCCGGAGAGAAGCCGCGCCUCCCCUGACAGAGGCCACGCCUCCCCGGAGAGAAGCCGCGCCUCCCCCGACAGAAGCCGCGCCUCCCCCGACAGAAGCCGCGCCUCCCCAGUCGAGAGAAGUCGCGUCACCGCCGCUGAGAGAAACCGUGCCACCCCGGUCGAGACAUGCCGCGUCUGCCCCGCAGAGAGAAGUCGCGUCUGCCCGGCAGAGAGAAGCCACGCCUCCCCAUCCGACAGAAGCCGAGUCUGCCCGGCAGAGAGAAGCCACGCCUCCCCAUCCGAUAGAAGCCGAGUCUGCCACGCAGAGAGAAGCCACGCCUCCCCAUCCGAUAGAAGCCGAGUCUGCCCGGUAGAGAGAAGCCACGCCUCCCCAUCCGAUAGAAGCCGCGUAUGCCCGGUAGAGAGAAGCCACGCCUCCCCAUCCGAUAGAAGCCGCGUCUGCCCGGCAGAGAGAAGCCACGCCUCCCCAUGCGAUAGAAGCCGAGUCUGCCGGAUAGAGAGAAGCCACGCCUCCCCGUCCGAUAGAAGCCGCGUCUGCCCGGCAGAAAGAAGCUCCGCCUCCCCAUGCGAGAGAAGCCUCGCCUUCCCGUGCGAGACAAGCCACGCCUCCCCAUGCGAGAGAACACGCGCCUCCGCCGUGCCUCCCCCAUCUCCCCUACCCCAAGACUCCAAAGGGGCAGCGGAGGGGGGCGUGUCCUUGCGACUGAGGGCUCUAACGCAAGGGGAAAUGCUUCCGGUACAGAGGUCGUACAAGAUGGCGCCGCCCAUGGAGCUGUUCUGCUGGUCAGGGGGCUGGGGGCUGCCGUCAGUGGACCUGGACAGCCUGGCCGUUCUGACCUAUACCAGAUUUACUGGUGCUUCACUCAAGGUACACAAGAUUGCCAACCCCUGGAGGAGCCCUUCAGGAACUCUGCCUGCCCUUCGGACCAGUCAUGGAGAGGUCAUCUCAACACCACAAAAGAUCAUCAAUCACCUUCGAAAAGAGAAGUACAAUGCUGAUUAUGACCUGUCAGCUCGACAAGGAGCAGACACCUUGGCUUUCAUGUCUCUCCUCGAGGAAAAACUGCUCCCUGUGUUGAUACAUACUUUUUGGAUAGACACCAAGAACUAUGUAGAAGUGACCCGGAAGUGGUAUGCAGAGGCUAUGCCCUUUCCCCUCAACUUCUUCCUACCUGGCCGCAUGCAACGGCAAUAUAUGGAGCGGCUGCAGCUGCUGAAUGGGACAAACAGUCCUGAGAAUGAGGAAGAACUGGAGAAGGAGCUGUACCAGGAGGCUCGGGAAUGCCUAACCCUUCUCUCGCAGCGCCUGGGCUGUCAGAAGUUCUUCUUUGGAGAUGCCCCUGCCUCCUUGGACGCCUUCGUCUUUAGCCACCUGGCACUGCUACUGCACGUAAAACUGCCCAGUGGGAAACUACAGAUGCACCUUCGGGGGUUACAAAACCUCUGUACCUACUGUUCCCACAUUCUCAGCCUCUACUUUCCCUGGGAUGGAGCUGGGGUGCCACCUCCAUGUCCGACACCAGCAGCCCAAGAUACUGAAGAGGAGCCAAACCGGCGCCGAAACCAGAUCCUGUCUGUGCUAGCAGGGCUGGGAGCCAUGGUGUGCUAUGCCUUGCUCAGUGGAAUCAUCUCUAUCCAGAGGGCAGCCCCUCCUCAGACCCCAGGCACCCGAGCCCUGGACAUAGUUGAGGAUGAAGAGGAAUGAUUUGUUCCCAUGCUCUUAGGACUGGUUUUUCGAUUAUCAUGCAUUCCAUAGGUCCCUCUGGUUCUCCAUUGUUGAUACAGCCAGAAAUGGGGUACUCCCCAUCCCUAGAAUAAAGCUGCUCACACUGA
Molecule: messenger RNA, 2381 nt
Organism: Perognathus longimembris pacificus (Pacific pocket mouse)
Lineage: Eukaryota; Metazoa; Chordata; Mammalia; Rodentia; Heteromyidae
Gene: Mtx1
Product: metaxin 1
Exons: 8
Coding region: 16-2253 (745 amino acids)
Biological process (GO): mitochondrion organization
Cellular component (GO): SAM complex
Source: RefSeq, a predicted model, not a curated record